ACCGUCUUUGGUACCCUUACCGGUCCAGUGCUUUGGGGGUAGAGGAUGACAUGUGAGGAAAUUAGCGAAGUACGAUUGUUGAGGUAGGUUCGGGACUGACCUCGGCAAACUGAGGACCCGUACUUCCUGUUUUUUGAACUUUGAACUCUCAUUUCUGACACGUUAGCACCUCAUUUCUCCAUUUUUUUGGUCAAUCUUUACAUGGAUUCUCUGCCACCUCUGCCCUUGUGCCCGUGACUUCAACUGGGUUUCUUUCUUGAUUUCGUUCAUCAGUUAAUUUGCGUAAAUAGAGUGACCGUCAUCGUUUGGGAGCCGAAUUUCCAUUAGAGCAAUUUUUUAGCUCAUCAUCAAUGGCAGAACUGAAGGAACGCCUACUUCCACCAAAACCGGCUUCUAGUGUUAACCUUGGAGACCCUUCUUAUCGCCCAUUUAAUGCAGGACGUCAACCUUUUCAAGGCAUGGAUUUUUCAGGGUUAAAGAAACGGGGCCAAGGUGUUAGAUCAUGGAUUUGUGUUGAUACAUCUGGGAAUUCCCAUAUUAUGGAGGUUGACAAGUUUACUAUGAUGCGUCGUUGUGAUUUACCUGCCCGUGAUCUGCGCCUACUUGAUCCUUUGUUUGUUUACCCUUCGACAAUUCUCGGCAGAGAGAAGGCCAUUGUUGUAAAUUUAGAGCAGAUUCGUUGUAUUAUCACUGCAGAUGAGGUUCUACUCUUAAAUUCCCUCGAUAGCUAUGUACUGCAGUAUGUGGUGGAGCUACAACGACGGCUGACAACAGCUGGAGUGAAUGAAGUCUGGCAGUCUGAAAGUAAUGAUCCCAACAGGAGACGAAAUAGGAAUUUUGACAAUGUAUAUGGGAAUACAUCGCCUGAUUACUUGCCCUUUGAGUUUAGAGCUCUUGAAAUUGCUUUGGAAGCUGCUUGUACAUUUCUUGAUUCUCAGGCUGCAGAAUUGGAAAUUGAAGCAUAUCCAUUACUAGAUGAACUAACAUCAAAAAUUAGUACACUAAACUUGGAACGUGUGCGCCGACUGAAAAGCAGACUUGUAGCGCUGACUCGAAGAGUACAGAAGGUUAGAGAUGAGAUAGAGCAGCUAAUGGAUGAUGAUGGAGAUAUGGCAGAAAUGUAUCUCACUGAGAAGAAAGGGCGAAUGGAGGCAUCAUUUUAUGGUGAACAGUCCCUUAUGGGAUACAAAUCAAAUGACGGGAUGCAAUCUGUUUCGGCUCCUGUAUCGCCAGUUUCUUCUCCCCCUGAUUCCCAUAGGCUUGAGAAAAGCUUGAGCAUUGCGAGGAGCAGGCAUGAAAGCAUGAGGAGUAUGGAAAGUAAUACUGAUAGCGUUGAGGAGCUCGAGAUGUUGCUGGAGGCAUACUUUGUUGUUAUCGAUAGCACCCUCAACAAGUUGACAUCGUUAAAGGAGUAUAUUGAUGACACCGAGGACUUCAUCAACAUUCAGCUGGAUAAUGUCCGAAACCAGUUGAUCCAAUUUGAGCUGCUACUGACAACGGCUACAUUCGUUGUUGCCAUAUUUGGGGUUGUAGCUGGAAUAUUUGGAAUGAACUUUGCAAUACCAUUUUUUGAUGAUGCUGGUGCAUUUAAAUGGGUGCUAGUAAUUACGGGAGUUUGUGGAAUCAUCAUAUUUUGUGCAUUUGUAUGGUUCUUUAAAUACAGAAGACUCAUGCCACUGUAGACAAUAGGAAAAGGAAUUUAUACAUAGCAAAUAUUAUUAUUUCCCUUAUUAAUUAAUUUGUACCUUGUACAGUCAAUCAAAUUUAGAAAAUGGGAAAGACGUCUCUCCUCCCCUCAAUGAGGCAUUUCUUCCA
This is a messenger RNA of Mangifera indica (mango), 1815 nucleotides long. RefSeq names its product magnesium transporter MRS2-1-like. The record is from RefSeq and is a predicted model, not a curated record. The transcript is spliced from 7 exons. Bases 351 to 1682 code for a protein of 443 amino acids. Gene Ontology annotation, molecular function: magnesium ion transmembrane transporter activity. NCBI's taxonomy places the organism in Eukaryota, Viridiplantae, Streptophyta, Magnoliopsida, Sapindales, Anacardiaceae. Gene Ontology annotation, cellular component: membrane. Gene Ontology annotation, biological process: transmembrane transport; magnesium ion transport.